Messenger RNA from Euleptes europaea (tarantolino), 471 nucleotides. RefSeq names its product Rieske Fe-S domain containing (gene RFESD). The transcript has 3 exons. NCBI's taxonomy places the organism in Eukaryota, Metazoa, Chordata, Lepidosauria, Squamata, Sphaerodactylidae. The record is from RefSeq and is a predicted model, not a curated record. Bases 1 to 471 code for a protein of 156 amino acids. Gene Ontology annotation, molecular function: 2 iron, 2 sulfur cluster binding.
AUGGAUGAGGACAGCUCAGUCGAACCAUCGAAUAAGAAAGAUGCUGACGGUCCUGUCUAUAUAGGUAGAGAAGAAGAUCUUAAAAAACAAAGAGCAAAGGCUAGAAUCAAUGGCAGAGAAAUUGUUGUUUUCUACCACAAUGGAAAGUUUUAUGCUAUGGAUUGUCGAUGUUAUCAUGCUGGAGGUCCUUUACACCUUGGGGAAAUAGAGGACAUCAAUGGACAGGCGUGCAUUAUUUGUCCCUGGCACAAGUAUAAAAUAACUUUGGGGACAGGUGAAGGAUUGUAUCAAGCAAUAAACCCUAGAGAGCCAUCUGUGACUCCCAAGUGGCGAUCAAAAGGAGUAAAACAAAGGACCCAUCAUGUGACUGUGGACAAUGGAAAUGUUUACGUGACUCUUUCUGACAUGGCUGACAGUAUAGAUUCUGAUUACUAUGCUGAAAAGACUAUAAAUUCCUCUGUGAAAAAAUAA